This is a messenger RNA of Dromiciops gliroides (monito del monte), 6704 nucleotides long. It is a transcript of the gene POP1, whose product is annotated as POP1 homolog, ribonuclease P/MRP subunit. Gene Ontology annotation, cellular component: nucleolar ribonuclease P complex; ribonuclease MRP complex. The transcript has 17 exons. Gene Ontology annotation, biological process: tRNA 5'-leader removal. NCBI's taxonomy places the organism in Eukaryota, Metazoa, Chordata, Mammalia, Microbiotheria, Microbiotheriidae. The record is from RefSeq and is a predicted model, not a curated record. Bases 157 to 3204 code for a protein of 1015 amino acids.
CCCUCUUAGUGAAGUGCACGCUGCUGGGGAGCUGCCGGCUGGAGCGAAUCGAACUUACUGCAUUUGGGCCCAAGGAUCUUUUACUGUUCCAGGACCGUAGGAUCUAGAUGAGAAAACUAAGCCUGCUAAGGAGGUGUCCAGGGUCACGCAGCUAAAAUGUCUAAUGCAAGAGAAAAGAAGCAUGCCAAGAAAAUGAGAAACCAGCCAACCAAUGUGACCUUAUCUUCAGGUUUUGGAGCUGCUGAUGAGAGAGGAGUAAAGCAUCAUAAUGGAAAUGAAAAAUCUUUACAAUAUCAAAAACAAGAGCCCCAUUCUGGAGCUCCACAGCAUCAGCAGCCAAAAUCGACACACGUACCUUCUGAACCUUGUAUGAAUGAACAGCCUUCCAAGGGUCAAUGCAGAGGAGAGAAGGGCAAAGGACAAGCAGGAUGGAGAGGAGGGCACCCAGGUGCUGCUCGGGAAAUCCCCAAAUAUAUAACUGCGUCUACUUUUGCACAAGCCCGAGCUGCUGAAAUCAAUGCCAUGUUGAAGGCAGUGACACAGAAAUCUUCCAAUUCACUAGUGUUUCAAACUCUUCCCCGACAUAUGAGAAGAAGGGCCAUGAGCCAUAAUGUGAAACGCCUUCCCAGAAGACUUCGAGAGAUUGCUCAGAAAGAGGCAGAGAAAACAGAGCAUCAGAAGAAGGAACAUUCAAAAAACAAAUGCCGCAAGGCUCGGAGAUGUCACUUAAACCUGCUCUUGGAAUUUAACCGGAGACAAAAAAAGAAUGUGUGGUUAGAAACUCACAUCUGGCAUGCCAAAAGAUUCCAUAUGGUGAAGAAAUGGGGAUACUGCUUAGGGGAGAGUCCCACAGUAAAGAGCUAUAGAGCUUCCUACAGAGCAAUGACAAAGCAUUGCCUCCUUCAGGAUUUAUCGUACUACUGUUGUCUGGAGUUAAAUGGCAAAGAGGAAGAAAUACUAAAGGCACUGUCUCGAAUGUGUAGCAUAGAUACAGGACUCACUUUUGCAGCAGUUCAUUGUCUGUCUGGAAAACGGCAAGGCUCUGUAGUCCUUUAUAGGGCUGAUAAAUAUCCUGAAGAAAUGCUUGGCCCUGUUACAUUUAUUUGGAAACCUGAGGGUGGAACUGGUAACACUCCUGUAAAUAGAAAAGUGUGGUUAUGGACACAUCCAACUCUCAAACAGGACAUAUUAAUGGAACUAAAAAUAGUAUGUCAGUGUGUGCAACCUCCAGAAGCAGCUGCCUCUAUCCCUGAAGUAGGUUUUAUACCACAUGAAGAGAAACGCCACAUUAAACAGACUGAGAAUUGCAAGAAAAGAAAGAGAGAUGAUGGAGAAAAAAAUACAAAUCCAGUGAAAAAAAUUGUGGGUGAUGGAACUAGAAAUCCAUUUCAACCAUAUUCGUGGACAUCCUCAACUACUGGCAUUGUAGUCAGUGAUUUGACAAUGGAGAUGAACAGAUAUCGACUGAUUGGUCCACUGUCUCACAGUAUUCUUACUGAGGCACUGAAAACUGCAUCCAUUUAUACUGAGGUAGAAGAUGGAGAGACAGUACCUCACAGUUGGUGGGUUGAGACCUGUAAGAAUCCUGAUACUGUAUCUGUCCAUCAUCGUCAAGAAGCCAUUUUUGAAUUGUUGGGAGGAAUAGCAUCUCCAGCAGAAAUUCCAGCAGGUACUAUUCUGGGUCUGACUGUUGGAGAUCCUCGAGUUAAUCUCCCUCAGAAGAAGUCCAAGGCUUUGCCCAACCUAGAAAAAUGCCAAGAUAAUGAAAAUGUUAGACAACUGCGCCUAGAGGGUGUGCCUGUGGAGUGUGCUCAUAGUUUCAUCUGGAAUCAGGAUAUAUGUAAGAGUGUCACAGAGAAUAAAAUCCCGGAAAAGGAGUUAAACCAGAUGAGAAGUGAAUUGAUGGUGCCUGGGUCACAGCUUAAUUUAGGCCACCGUGAAUCCAAGAUACCCAUACUAUUGAUCCAACAACCAGGGAAAGUAACUGGUGAAGAUCGACUAGGAUGGGGAAGUGGCUGGGAUAUCUUACUUCCCAAAGGUUGGGGAAUGGCUUUCUGGAUUCCCUUCAUCUAUCGUGGUGCACGAGCUGGAGGACUAAAAGAAGGUCUCAUACACUCUCGGUAUAAGGGAGUACCUAGCAUCCCUGAUGAUUUCCCAGACUGCCCUGCUGGAGUUUUGUUUGCCACAGAACAAGAAAAUAAUCUUCUGGAAAAAUACAAAAGACACCCACCUGCAAAGAGGCCCAACUACGUCAAACAUGGUACUUUGUCACCUUUCCGAUGUCCUUGGGAACAGUUAACUCGAGAUUGGGAAUCAAGAAUUACAGCUCAGGCCGAGUCUCCUGUAUCUCCUUGUUCAUCCGUAAUUAGCCAGAGUGAUCCUGGGAGAGAAGACCUUUGUGCUGUGGGGGGUGAGCAGGGGUCAGAGCUGUCUCGUGAUACUGAGACUCUACAAAACAAAGCAGCAGAGCCAGAAGAGGCGAUGGACACCCAUUCUCCAGAUGCUGCCAUGGCUAGAGACACAAAGAGCACCUUCUGUGUUCUUAGGAGUAGGAAAUUAUUGAAGUGGUUAGCAGCCUGGUGUCAGCCUGUUACUAGAAGAAAUCAAGCAGUCCACCGAGCUCCCAGGAUGCAUCAGCCAGAGCUGACAAGGGCUACCUGUCUGUCCAUCUUACGUGACUAUCCAAGAUCCCUGGUGUGGGUCAGCCUAUCUUUGCUCAAAAAGGGAAACCCAGAGUUACACACCAUGAUCUGCAUCCCAUCAAAAGAUGAUUUCCUGCAUCUAAAGGGAGACCAGCUUUAUUGUGGCCCUCAGGAGUCCAGACACAGUGACCCAUUCAAGACCAUGGCACGGAAACAGAAAGAGAAGAAGAAAAUGGAGAAGGGGCAGAAAGAAGAAAGAGGUGCUGCCCAAGGUCCAGCAGGAGAGCCUCACUGUGCAAUGGCAUAUGCAGAGGGAACUCGUGGUUUGUGGCCAGGCCCUCUCCCUGAUGUCACCGGCCAUUGCUCCCGGACCCUCCUCGGAUUUGUUACACAAGGAGAUUUCUCUCUGGCUUCUGGCUGCGGGGAAGCAUUAGGGUUUGUUAGUUUGACUGGUCUGCUGGAGAUGCUCUUGAGUCAGCCGGCAGACAAGAGGGGGCUGGUGUUAUUAAGAACACCGGCAUCUCUGCAGUAUCGAUUUGCUAGGAUAGUUAUUGACGUGUAAGUGCCGUUUUCUAUGACAGCGAGGUACAAAUGGUGCCAAAGAGAAUACAGCAAGCAGAGCCACGCAGUUUUAAGUGUUUGCCUUUUGCCUUCCACUAUAUAUAUGCCAUGUGAAAUUGCUUGAAAAAAUAAGCUAAAAAUCUAUCAGUGUAUUAUGUAAAUGAAUGAAAUGCUAACUUAUGUCAUAUGUUUACAUUACUCAGUGGUGUUGAUGUCCUUUCCUCACCUUUUCCUUUAAAAUAUUUAAGUUCUGUCCCGUAUAACUAAAGUUAUUAGUAUUGUGAUUUCAGAAGAUCUGUAUAUUUUUUGCUUAGAAAUGAUCGAAACCUGUAGUUUUCUGUUGAAGGGGCAGGAAGCUCUCUUUGAAAAGCUUUUUAGUUCAUGCGACUAGUCUGGUGUGCAUUUAAUUACUGUAAAAAAGAGACUUCUCAGUUUGAGCCUGUGUAUGUAAUAUACCUUUGUGGGACUCAAAAGGUGGCCCUUUGUGUAAUGGAACUGCUGACUUGGACUGAGAACUUGUACCUUCUUUAGCCAUGGAGAAGAAAACCAUGACAAAUUUUUGGCUGCUGGCUUGUUUCGAUGCUCAGCCUGCUUAUGGAGAAAUGAGUUGGAUUAGAGUUGGAGCAGGAGCUAGAACCUGAAUUUGUACAGCCUUUACCCCAGCAUCACUGACCAGCACGCUCCCUCGGGAGUCUCGCAAUCUUCCUGUGCCUUCUGCAGUUCCCAAAUAUUUCUCAAAGCCAUAGAUGUGUAUAGAGCUACCUACCUCAGGAAGAAGAUGGCCAAAUGGUCAGCCACUCUGAAGUUCUAAAGAUGCUCUAUAACCCUAUAAUAAGCAUGUUACUAUAUGCCUAACUGCAGUCUCAUGAUGCCCAGGGAAUGUUAGGCAGCAGAUCAGAAGGGGUGAGUUUACAGAGAACUCUAGCUUAUGAUGCUUAGGAAAAACAGCUGCCACUUUCCACUUGGAGAGGAGCAGAUGAGUCAGAAAUUAGCUUUCCCUCUGCUCCAGUACCAACAUGCCCCCGUCCUCCUUUCCCAUAGCCUAUAUGCCCUUGGCUGUCCUCUGUUCUUGGUGAAGGGACUUUAAACGAGGUCAGGCUUGGGACCAGUUUGGGAUUUAUUUUUCUCUUGCAUGUCUAAAUUAAAUAUUAGUGCAUGUUUAUACAGAUUUGAUUUCUGCAGUAGAAAUUGGUAAUAAAUACCUGUUGGGUUAUGGGAGGAAGGGGCAAGUAAUAGGGAGAGGGCAUAGCAUCAUUAGAGUAUUUCAUAGGGAUCUUGAGCCAACACUCUCCACAUGCCCUACACAAUUCCCUGAAGAUCAUCUUUGUAUCCAACCAAAGUAAUGUUUUGACCCUUGCUAGAAAAAAAAAAAAGAUUUGUAACUGAAUAGUGUCUAUCACAGCAAAUUAAAACCCAAAUCAUCCUAUGCUGUUAUAGGUUAAUGGACAGAUUGUUUAAGAGAUUUUGCCUGUUGUCUCAGUUACUGACUUAUUGGAGCUAAUGGGAUCGCCUUGAAAUUUCACUCACAGAAAUAGCUCCCUUGGCUUCAUCUUCAGACAACCAUCUGCCCUAAUUGGUCAUGGGUAGGUUGGGGAGAGGAGAGGGAGUGUUGUGGAGAUAACUAGAUGGAUCAAAGCAAAGCAUGGGGAAAAUAACUUAAAAGCACCUACUCUGUUCAGUCCAUAGCACCAUUGUUAUGUACAAAGGACUUUGUUGUCAUUAAGGAACUAUAAAAGGACAAUAGAUAUUCACUAAAUAUAUAUAUCUUCCUCCUGUAAAGAAGUGAUAGGCACAAGGGCCUAUUUUGCUUCAUUCUAUUUAUUAUUGGAAUCAAAUAUUUUUGAGCCCUACCUAUGUGCCUGUUUGUUUAGUGCUCUAUUAGAAAAUGGAUGUAUGGGGGCAGCUAUGUGGCACAGUGGAUAAAGCGCUGGCCCUGGAUUCAGGAGGACCUGAGUUCAAAUUCAGCCUCAGACACUUGACACUGUGUGGCCCUGGGCACAUCACUUAACCCUCAUUGACCUGCAAAAAACAAACAAAAAAAAUGGAUGAAUAAAACAAGUGCUUUAUCUUGUUGGAGAAAUGACAGAUAUGUUAAUGAACAAAUUGUGUUCCAAGAUUGGAUACAGCCUUAGAAUUUGGGAACCAGGUCAGAAAAGAUGACCUUCUGACAUGGAAACACCAGUAAGACCCAGCAUGAUGAUAUCCUUUUGUUUUGGAACCUUUUGGUCUACAAAGCAUCUCCUGUACAUGGUCUCAUUUAAUCCUCAUGAACAGGCCUAUUUGAGAGAGACAAAAUGGGUUUCUUUUGCAUAAAGCUGAGAGAUGAUGUGACUUGUCACAACCAGCAGCAGAAAGAGGACUAGAAUCCAGGUCUUUCAAUUCCUAGUCCAGUGUCCUUUGUACUAACUUAAAUAAAAGUGGAUCCACUUAACCAGCUACAGAAGUGGUUGUCCAUGGAAGUGGGAUGGUGAUGAACUCAGAUGAUCUUAGCAAUACGCCAAUAUAAAUCUAAGUUCUUAAGUACUUCAAGGAUUGGCGAUUUACAUUGUGUUGGUACACCCCCUUCACUUAUCCUAGGACUCUAGUUGGAUUUUCAGUUGCUGUGGCCAAAAACUUCAUCUCCUGUGGUCAUUUUUAUGAUGACCAACUUAGCUUUGUUGUUCAGUCCAUCCCUGGCUCUGCUUCAAAGUUUUUCCAGCCUGGGACUUCACUGGCAUAGCUUUUGAGAACCCCCAAGGGUCACUUCAGUGCCUCAGUGAGGCAUUAAAGUUGAAUUCAUUGAAAGAUAAAUGUCACCUCCACUUUGGUGGAUCUGUGAUCUCAUUGGCAUGUGGAUACUAUGGUGGAGAAUGUAAUCCAUGCCUUCUCCUGAAUGACUCCUUGUCCAUGUUCUAUAAAUCCUCCCAAGGAGAUCCACUCUCUAGAUCUCUGACAUUGCAUGAAUACCAGUGGAUCAUACAAGCUAACAUUUACUUCUGGCUGGCAUGAGAUGGCCUUGUGCAUUCUCUGAUGGACAAUUUUAUCUCUGUUGUUACAUCUUUCAAGGAAUCUUGUGUGAUUUUUGACAUGCAUGUUUAAAGUAAAUCCUUUAAUGCAACAUUUGCCCUAGCAAACUGAUUAACAUGAGAUAAACUAAUCUUGGAAGUUGUAAAAUGUGAAUAGUAGAUGCAAAUGUGGCUUGGUGGUGGGGGUGGAGGGGGGGGUUAAAAAAAAGGAGAACCAAAGAGUAACUCUUCAGUUCAAUGUUCAGCAUGCCUCCAGUGCUGCCAGAGGGGGAAAUGUUCUGAUUCUAAUCUGUCAAUUUUGGUUCUUUUAAAAUGUCUUCAGAAUUGGGGAGAAUUUAUUGGGCUACCACAACUUGAUGGACUUCAUAACCCUUGUUCACAUUCGGAUGUGUCAUUUGGUCUCCUGAAUGAAUGUAUUCUGAGGAAGGGCAUGCCUGUUGUGUGCAAGCGAUCAGUAUUCUUGCUAGAUGUCUCAUUACAAAUGAAUAAAUUACCA